Messenger RNA from Alosa sapidissima (American shad), 1736 nucleotides. It is a transcript of the gene hoxa11b, whose product is annotated as homeobox A11b. Gene Ontology annotation, cellular component: nucleus. Gene Ontology annotation, molecular function: DNA-binding transcription factor activity, RNA polymerase II-specific; RNA polymerase II cis-regulatory region sequence-specific DNA binding. The coding region runs from base 678 to 1526 and encodes 282 amino acids. Gene Ontology annotation, biological process: anatomical structure development; regulation of transcription by RNA polymerase II. Lineage: Eukaryota; Metazoa; Chordata; Actinopteri; Clupeiformes; Clupeidae. The transcript has 2 exons. The record is from RefSeq and is a predicted model, not a curated record.
AGGUAUAGCGGAUCGUUUCGGGGACGCCGAGAAUGCGCCUCUGGUGAGACGAAGGGUUAUUUUCUGCCUAGACAACAGCUGAAAAUCACAAGACGCUGAAACGUACACAGGCCCGUGUCCCAGAGAGGUUGCCCAAGGGCCCGAGCACCAUGGGCCCGGUCGUCUCACUCAGGGGACACCACGCUGCUACUCCUCUGUCAAAAACGACAGAAACUGCACACACUCAUAACUUACACACUCGUGCAUCAUUUAGAUUCCCAAGGCCUCGCACCUCGGACGCGAGAGUAAAUGCAGCGUUUGCUGGAUAUGCUGAAAGCGCUUCGCACCGUUCUGCAUGGUGAUGACUGUCUUAUCGCUUAUAUCUAUCAUAAUAACUACCCAAUGGGACAUAAAUAUAUCAUCAACACGUCACUCAUGCAGAUGCUGUUCAAUUCACACACACACACACACACACAAACACACACACACACAUGGCUCCCUCCACUUGAACAGAGGAAUAUGUCAUUUUCUGCCCGUGGUCACGUGACCGCUCGCCCUGUGAGAUGGAUGGAGAUGGAUCUCCACGUCAGCUCGCGUCUGAAAAUUUCAGCUGCGCGAAUAUGCUUCAAAGGCACAGCAGCAACAGCAGCAGCAGCCGCGCCGGAGCGCGUGUGUAGAGCCCGGCCAAGCCCCGAGCCAUGAUGGAUUUUGACGAGCGGGUGCCCGUUGGGUCGAACAUGUAUCUACCCAGCUGCACGUACUACGUGUCCGGGACGGACUUCUCGAGCCUCCCGCCGUUCCUGCCCCAGACCCCGUCGUCCUGCCCCAUGACAUACUCGUACUCGUCCCCCAGUCUCCCGCAGGUCCAGUCCGUAAGGGAGGUCUCCUUCAGGGAAUAUGGCAUUGACACAGCCAGCAAAUGGCACCACCGGGGAAAUCUGUCCCACUGUUGCAGCGCGGACGACGUGGUGCACCGGGACUGUCUAUCGAGCCCCGGGACGCUGGGGGAAAUGUUUGCAAAAAACAACUCGGUUGUCUAUCAUUCCGCGCCCAGCCACACGUCCAAUCUAUACGGCGGCGUGGGCAGGAACGGAGUCCUACCGCAGGCGUUUGACCAGUUCUUCGAGACCGCAUACGGCAGCACAGAGAGUGUGUCAACGGAGCAGCCGGUGGACAGGACCGCCAGCAAACCACCGCCUGCACCGGAGUCCGGCUCGGACACGUGCCGGGAAACGGGGGAGAAAGAGCGGCGCGAGGAGAACAGCAGCCCUGAAUCCUCUUCCGGCAACAAUGAGGAGAAAUACAGCGGCGGCAGUGGCCAGAGGACACGGAAAAAGAGAUGUCCAUACACAAAGUACCAGAUCCGGGAGCUGGAGAGAGAGUUCUUCUUCAGCGUGUACAUAAACAAGGAGAAGCGCCUUCAGCUCUCCCGGAUGCUGAACCUCACCGACAGGCAGGUCAAGAUUUGGUUUCAAAACCGGCGGAUGAAGGAGAAGAAGCUGAACCGGGACCGGCUGCAGUACUACAGCGCGAACCCACUGCUGUGAGCCACGAGCUGGGAGCGCGAGAGGCCCGCGCUGGGACAGCACAGACGCGAUGGUUAAUUUCAAGUUCGCGGCUGUGGGCGACAUUCCGCCCUUCGGACUCCAAACUGCAACUGGAAUCAGGAUUUCUCUUAGUUGUGAUGCCCCUUCGUGCUCUGAACUAAAGAAAAAAAAACAUUAUUUGCAAUGUGUCGUGUUCCACGGCAGGGCGCC